Danaus plexippus (monarch butterfly) is the source of this 1776-nucleotide messenger RNA. Its product is annotated as leucine-rich repeat transmembrane neuronal protein 2. Gene Ontology annotation, molecular function: protein binding. The transcript has 3 exons. The record is from RefSeq and is a predicted model, not a curated record. Bases 141 to 1367 code for a protein of 408 amino acids. NCBI's taxonomy places the organism in Eukaryota, Metazoa, Arthropoda, Insecta, Lepidoptera, Nymphalidae.
GAACACAGUUCCAACAGUUGGUUAUCUUAUCUGUGAACGAUAUCUGUUAUCAGGUUCGGCUAACGCUGUUCUAUUUGUAUGCGUCAGUGCUGUUAGUUGAACACAAAUAAUGUCUGAGGAAUGCAUAAAAUGUCCCCGCUAUGCAACAUGAAAUGUGGGGGUUAGUUUUUAUCAUCGCUUGUAUAGGGACGAGUUUCUGUACGUAUUGCCCGAAACAGUGCGACUGUGACCUGGAUAAUGGGAUGAAUAGGGCUGCGUGUGUGGACCAAAACAUUGUUAGUGUGGACAUCGGCGUGCCAAAGGAAGUGCAAGUUUACAGCCUAACUAGGAAUGCCAUAAGUGAACUUGAUAACUUUUGUUUCAAGGAAAUCGGAUACACGUCCAUUAAAAUAUUGGAUUUAUCAUAUAAUCUUAUAUUUUGGAUUGGUCUCCAUGCAUUUUCUGGUCUUAACGAGCUCGUGAACCUGGACAUCAGCAAUAACAGACUGAGAUUCAUACCUUCGGAUUUAUUUUGGGACACCCCGAACCUAGAGAUACUAGAUCUAUCAUCAAAUGUUUUUGAGAAAUUAAAAAAUGAACCAAUUAUCAUGCAUACGAAAUUACAAGUGCUCAAUCUUAACAGUUGUCGUAUAAAAUCUCUGCCAGAACGUCUCUUUAAUAGAUUGCCAAAUUUAAAGAAGCUGGAUCUCAGUGAGAAUUACGUUGUCACAUUAAAUUUAGAUGUGUUGCGACCGCUACGAAAACUGGAAAGGCUAGAACUUAGAAAUGACUAUUGGCAAUGCAACCCAGGCUUCAUUGCUGUCGAGACAUGGAUUGUGUCACACCGAAUUAAAUACGAUAAACAGUGCAAAAAGAAAUUACCUAAAAUGUCAGAAAAGAUUGUCUCCAUGACAGUCCCCGAUAUGUUGCCAGUCGAUAUAAAUAAAGUAUGGAAUAUAACUAAAGAUCAAAACAAUACUUUAAUAUUAUCAGUGUUGCCAAAUAAUACAAAAACAUUGACACCGUUUGAGAAAUUUGAUAAAGAGUUUUCAGCAUUUCAAGCGCUUAUCAUUGGCUUUGAGAUUGGUUUGGCUGUUGGGAUCGUAGGUACAUACAUUUGGCUACGAAUGUCUUGUGGUUGCCCUGGAUUCUCCCGACAGCCUAAUAGACGGCAAAGAGCGAACUUACCGGAAGGGGACAUGAGGAGUAGUUUGCUUUGGAACAACGUCGUUGAUUCUGAUCUAGAAACUCCUCCGUACUUCAGGCGACAGUUAGCAGAAAGAAACCCAGCGUCCAACAGAACCGGCUUCCAAGUGGAUGCUAUUAGAAACGGUAACAGGGCUGAAACACCUCCGCCGCCGUACAACGAGUGUCGAUUAAAUUUAUAAGAGAAAUAUGUAUAUUAAUUUAUAUUAUUAACACUCAAAUUAAAUAUCUAGAUUUAAUUACUAUUAUUAACUUGUAGGAUAUUUCUUUAAACCAUUUGUAAAAUUUGAAGCACUUUUUAUAUGAUAGAUAGAAAUAUGACAGUAAGGGCGCAUUUUCAUUGGUCGAUAAGGCCCGCAUUCGGGGUGCGGGAGAUUUCUGUAACGCAUGCGAAUUCCGUUAUUCCGGAAUGCGGAUAUCACCCGCACACGUUUAAUCGACCGAGUUAUCGACCAGUGGAUUUCAUUGGUUGUUAGCUCGCAUGCGGGUACUCCCCGCAAUCGGGCUAACUACCGACUUAUCGACCAAUGAAUAUGCGUCUUAAAAAUGUUGAAUAAAGGAUCAAAAAAUCAUAUCAUAAAAAACUCACAU